This is a messenger RNA of Drosophila montana, 3217 nucleotides long. RefSeq lists its product as uncharacterized. Gene Ontology annotation, cellular component: nucleus. Gene Ontology annotation, molecular function: DNA-binding transcription factor activity, RNA polymerase II-specific. The record is from RefSeq and is a predicted model, not a curated record. Lineage: Eukaryota; Metazoa; Arthropoda; Insecta; Diptera; Drosophilidae. Gene Ontology annotation, biological process: regulation of transcription by RNA polymerase II. The transcript is spliced from 4 exons. The coding region runs from base 331 to 2664 and encodes 777 amino acids.
UCUGAGUAGGAUUUUAGUUCGAAAUGGUAGGAAACGCUUGCUGUCAAAUGAAUUGAAUUUUAUUACUUAAAAUAUUUAUUCAUCGACAAUGACGUCAAGAAAGAUUUCAUUUUGAAGUUUGCCAAAUUGUGAAACCGGUUUUUUAUUUGUGUUUUGACCUUUUGUAUAUUUUUUGUACCCUUUGUUAGAAUCCUAAGCAAUAUGUCAGAUUCAGCACCUUAAGCUGGAACAGCGAGAACACAGCAAUAAUAUCUCAUUAACACUUAAAAAUCCACAUAUUGGCCAACACUGAAUACAAGAUUUUGCGAACUGGAAAUACACGCACAACAAAUGAUUGGCACUGAGGAUAUGUCCACAUCGACUGGCAUGGAUAUUAGUGAAUCCUUUCGUACCGAGGAUCUCUCAAAAACGGAUUUCUUCGACUUCGUCACAGCUCCGGACAUGGGCAUUGGCAUCGGUGUUGGGGUGGACGUGGGGGUGGGCGUUAGCCUGCAGCAGCAGCAUCAUCAGCAGCAGCACACACAACAGCACAACAGUCACAACCAUAGCCAAGGUCAUCAGCCAACGACAUCACAAACGCCCCAGCAGGCCAUCUGCGGCGGCGGGGCAAGAACCACCAGCAGCAUGACACACGACGGCGGCGAGGGCGGUGGCGGCGGCAUUCCAGUGAGCAGUCGUAAUGGCAGCACCAGCAAUGGCGGCGGCGGCGAUCCCACGUUACAGGGCUACGAGUUUUGGCAUCAGGACAAGGAUACCAGCCGCCUUGACUCCAGCUCUAUCUUCGAGGACCUCGAUCGAUACUGCUGGCAGCAGCAGCCGAUCACAGCCAGCGCUACGACCACCGUUAACGCCAGCAGUGUGCGAUGUCCUAACCAGCCAAGUCCCACCUCUCCGCAGUCGCAUCCACACCCACAUUCACAUCCACAUCAGCAGCAACAGCAACAGCAACAACAACAACAACAGCCCAAUGCCAGCAGCUCCUCGAGUGCUGCGGGCAGCAGCAGCGAUACCAUAAGCAGCCUGGACACAACUGACGGCCAGAUUUACACAUUGACAGUAUUAAAUGGAGGCGAGCCUUGGCUAAAGCGUGCCGAGACGGAGCAACUGCCCAGCGCACUGGAUUUGGAUAGUUUGCUGGGCAGCUUUCCGGGCUAUAUCAAAUCAGAAUAUCCUUACGAUGACAGCGGCUUCAGUACGGAUGGCAAGGAUGUGAUUGUCAGUGGUGCAGAUGUCAAUGGCCUCAGCAGUAUUUCCCAGUCCCAGCCACACGGACAGACGCUACCCUCACUGGUAACGGCCAUUUCCAUAGCAGGUGGCGGGGUCAACGAGCUGGGCCAACAGCUGGCACAGUUUCAGAAUAACAAUAACGACUGGCACAUGGCCGAUCACAACGCGGAGGCGGAACAGAACUCUGCGGAAUCGCUGCUGCGCAGCGCUCUUCAAGGCAAGGGCUACGCCAAGGGCCUGCACAUGCAGAAUGGUCUAGCAUUGCCUGUGGUCAAGGAUGAUGAAAUGCGGAGGCUACUCUUUACACCAGAUGAUGCGGCGGAUGCUUUGGGCUUUGCGGACUCAACGCUAAAUACCGCGCAAAUGUUUGAGGAUGCACAGGCCAUGAGCCAUGAAGCCGGCGGUACGCACAUGUCCUCGUCGAAUCACGGCCAGCAUGGUGGCAAUGCCAGCAUCAUUGUGGAUGAUAUGUUCCUGUCGCUGGAGAAUGCUUUUAGCGAUGACUUUGAGAAAAUCAAGCGCAUUGCCAAUGAGGUGCAGCAAUUCUGCAGUGCCAACACGGGCACACCAACGCCUGGAGACUAUAGCAGCAGCGAUGUGCUCAUGCAGAUGUCACCGAGCGCGACAACAGCAGCCACAACACAGCUACAGCCCCUGGCCAAUGCCCAACAGCAACAGCAGCAGCCACCGCCCCCACAGCCCCUCAAGCCAGAGGUGUCCACAUCGACAACAGCCACCGCUGUGGGCACAUCUGUGGCAGGUAGUCGCCUUGGUGGCGUUAGCAAGCCCAAGAAGCAAUACAAGCGUAGCAACAGCAGCGCCAACAGCUCAAACAACAACAAUAACAAUAACAACAAUAAUCCUAAUGUGGCCAACAACAACAAUAACAGCAAUAACAACAGCAGCAACGUUCUGGGUGUGGUCAUUGGCAAUGGUGGCAGCUCCUCCUCAAGCGGCAGCGCCAGCAGCAGCAGCAAUAGUCCGCCUGCCAACUGCAACGCCAGCGGUAGCUCGGCCAGCAGUGGCGGUGGCCAGCGCAAGGAGCGUUCACUCCACUAUUGCUCCAUAUGCUCCAAAGGCUUCAAGGACAAAUACUCAGUGAAUGUGCACAUACGCACGCACACGGGCGAGAAGCCCUUUGCGUGCUCGCUGUGUGGCAAAAGCUUCAGGCAAAAGGCACACCUGGCCAAACACUAUCAGACACACAUGACCCAGAAGAACAAUGGCAACCUGAUCAAAGGCAGUUCCGCCAAGCAUCAGCGUGGUGGCUCCAAUGCAGCUAACUCCGGUGCAAGCCUUGGCCAACAGCGACAGCUCAGCGCGGUGGCCACCGCGGUGGCCAGCCCCAGUUUAAUGAGCGCCGGCGUCGUGCUGAGUGGGCCAAAUACGCCGCCUGGCGUAUUGCCGCCUGCCAAUGGUCUGCUGGCGAACCGGUAGUGUGCCGACCUUGGCUUUUAUAUAUGUAUAGGCUAUGUUCCACAAAACAGCAAACUAUUUCUUGUUCCUUACUAACAGCAAACAAAACAAAAUGAAAAACUAAGAUAACUACUUGAAUACUCUUGGGAAAUUAUUUCCUAGAAAAUGAUCUUUCCUGAUCGAAAUAAUGUCAUUGAUGAAUUCCUAUCUCAGCUUUCUGUGCAAUUCCUAUAUCACAAACACAUCAAGACAAAAUCACAAACUCACUAAAUGCACUUCCAAAUAAAAUACUCAAUUUUAUUUUAUACCUAAAACACACACACACAUAAACACACACAAAUUAAUUUUAAAUGUGCCAAAUUUAAAGCAAGAUAAAAUAACAAGCAAUUUUAAAUAAUAAUUAAUUAAUUAUAGAAAUAAAAAAGUUAAAAUGAAGCUAAUAAGCAAAUUUACGAGUGGUGAUAUAAAAUGAGGCCAAACGCUUCCUUGCAACAAAUAAAAUCUAUGAACUCACCCACAUUGUUUCUGUAACUAAUUACGUUAAAUAAAUUAAAUAAUUAUAUUAUAACAAUAA